This is a messenger RNA of Boleophthalmus pectinirostris (great blue-spotted mudskipper), 5374 nucleotides long. Its product is annotated as rho GTPase-activating protein 7. The transcript has 19 exons. Gene Ontology annotation, biological process: regulation of Rho protein signal transduction; signal transduction; actin cytoskeleton organization. Lineage: Eukaryota; Metazoa; Chordata; Actinopteri; Gobiiformes; Gobiidae. Bases 332 to 3463 code for a protein of 1043 amino acids. The record is from RefSeq and is a predicted model, not a curated record. Gene Ontology annotation, molecular function: GTPase activator activity; protein binding; lipid binding.
UCUUUUGGCCAAAACACCUAAGAUGGCAGACACAUGAGAGGCUGCUUCCUGGAGCUGUGCGUGGGACUGGAGAGAGGUGGAGCUGGGUAACGCGCGUCCGGGGAGCAGCCUGGAGAUCGGAGCGGAGACGGAGGAGAGGAAAUCUGGAGGAGGGACCCAUUUAAAACAAGAUACAAGGCUGAGAGUCCAGCCCCGUCCUGCAAAGCUCUGGCCCAAACUCAGACUCUCCUGUGGGGCAGAGAAACCUCCAGAAAGCCCCUUCUCUUCCAGGACCACACCACUACAGGAAUGUCACAGUGAACACAAGAAGGAUUUGGAUUUUGAGAAAACUAUGAACCAAACAGGAACAAUGAAGAUGCCACUGAGGAGGUCGUUCAGUGACCACUUCAAAGACUCCACAAACAGAGCCUGGGACGGAUUCUGGAGAAAUGUCCGGGAGAGAAGACUAUGGGAGAUCGAAGCCAGAGAGGCCUGUGAUUGGCUGAGAGCAGCGGGGUUUCCUCAGUACGUCCAGCUUUUCAGAGAUGGAAAGUUCCCGGUAGACCUGGAGUGGGCCAAACAGGACCACAGUUUCCUGGACAAAGACGCACUCGACUCACUCUGCAGGAGAUUAAAAACAUUAAACAAAAGUGCGGAGCUGAGACUGGAGCUGCGCCGAGCCAAAAGAAGGGACGUUGACAGUGAGGAGGAGGACUUCUGUGCACUGAGCCCAAACUGGAGCUACGACCGGAUGUCCAAAAAGUGGAAUCGCAGCGACUCACCCACAGACUCUAACGCAGCCUUCGCCUUUACCCCUCUGCACAACGCGAGUUACAGCUCCUGCAGCUCAGACAGCGAGGGCCUGGACCACACCUCCACUCACACCUGGGGCUCGCCUGGAGUCUCUCCCAAGAACAAGACUCGAUCCCCGGGCACGUGCUCCAGCAGCUGCCCCUCUCCCGGGUCUCCUGGGUCCUCCGGAAGUUUGGACAGAGCGCAGAGGAAAAACGGCACGAGUUUGUUGAGGAAGAUCGAUAAACUCAAACUGAGACGGACCAUAGGAGGUUGGGCAGGGAACAGGAGCCUGGGGAGUUCUGUGGAGGAGGACGACACGCUACAAUGCGCACACAGUCCUCAGAGUCCCAACAGCCCGGUGUCUUCCUGCCCCUCCUCCCCUCAAACCAGCAGCCAAUCAGAGAUCAGCAGCCACAGCCAAUCGGAGACCAGCAGCAGGAGCCACAGCCAAUCGGAGACCAGCAGCAGGAGCCACAGCCAAUCAGAGAGCAGCAGUGUUGUGAGCACGCCCAGCCCAGUGACCCGGGUCCGCAGCAACACCAAAAAAGGGAACUGCUCAGAGACGAGAAGCAACCAGAACGAACAGCAGGAUUAUUUAAACCAGAUAAACCUGUGCCACUCCGGUCCGGACUUUGAGACCUCGCUGAGACUCAAAACCGGGACCUUCCCCAGUCUCCGGGACCGGAUCUUGGACCAGGACUCGGUGAACUGGAGGACCGGCAGUUUCCACGGAUACCAGAGGAGACGGGGCAGCGGGCGUCGCCAUGGCUGCUCUUCCUUAUCGUCGGCCAAUAAGAACGCUCCGAGCUGUGACGUCAUCAGUUCUGAACCGCGCCUCAGUGUUUAUGACAACGUGCAUCCUGUGCUCGAGAGUGAACAUGCUGAGAUGUUCGGGCGGCUGGGCUCUGAAGAGGUCUUCUCAGCUCUGGACCGGGUUUUGGAGCGGAUCACUGACCUCCAGCAGCAAGUCUCGUCCUGGACCCAAGACCUGUCCGAAGACCAGGACGAGGAUUCUAACCAGGACUCGAGCCCAGACCACAGCCCUGAGUCUACAGACCUGACGCACCACAUGGACCAGGAACCAGAGGAGGAGCAGAGACCUGGGGAAGAACAGGACGAGAGACUGAACAGGGAGGAUGGACCCGGCUCCUGGUCUCCUGAGUGUGGUUCAGACCCAGGGGGAGUCCUGGGUCUGUCCUGGUCCAGACUGGCCCUGCUCCAGAAGCUGGCUCUGCUGCGCCUCACAGCUCUCAUGGACAAGUACUCCCCCACCAGCCGACAGGGGUGGAGCUGGACGGUGCCCAAACCGCAGAGGAAGUCCAAAGGGUCAGAGGUGAAAGGUCGCAGGGUGUUUGGAGUCCCUCUGCUGGUAAACAUGCAGCAGACUGGAGAACCGCUGCCCCCUAGUGUCCUGCGGGCCAUGGUGUAUCUGAGAAACGAGUGUGUGGAUCAGAUGGGGGUGUUCCGUAAGUCCGGGCUGAAGUCCAGGAUCCAGGCUCUAAGGGACCAGCUGGAGUCAGGUCCGCACCAGGUCUCGUUCUCUGGCGUUUGUGCGUUUGACGUGGCCGACCUGAUUAAGCAGUACCUCCGAGACCUGCCUGAACCCCUCCUCAGCGCCAAGCUCAACCACACCGUUCUGCACAUUUACCAGUACUUCCCUAAAGAGGUGCAGUUGGAUGCUGUGCAGUCGGCCAUCUUGCUGCUGCCAGACGAGCAACGCGAGGCUCUGAGGACGCUGCUCUACUUCCUGCAUGACGUCGUGUCCAGUUCAGAGGAGAACCACAUGACCCACACCAACAUGGCCGUCUGUCUGGCCCCUUCAAUGUUCCACCUCAGCCUGGGCCGCGGGGACAAUCACCGAAACAGACCAGGCCAGAGGAAGGGCAGUCUGGGUCCGGAUCAGAAGGACCUCAGUGAGAACCUGGCUGCGACUCAGGCUCUGGCCCACAUGAUCUCAGAGGCGCACACACUCUUCCAGCUGCCCGUGUUCUGGCCCGGUUCCACCUGCACCGGUUCAGACUCUGAGGAAGGGGUGUGGUCAGAAUCACCUGGUUACCAUGGAGACUGUGCUGAGGGGGAGGAGCUAAGCGAGUCCUGUCUGAAGCUCCAGAGAAGCACAGAGUCUCUGUUGAAACUGAGCCAAGACCAGGACCAGGUCUGGACCAGUUUCACCACUCCAGAUGGACUACAGCUGGACUACAGGAAGUGCCCAGACCUCAGCCCCCUGCCCUUGUGGAGAGCCAGUCUGGAGCUGGACGUGCCGCCCCCUGUGGUCUUGAGGAGGGUACUUUCUGAGCGCUCUCACUUUGACCCACGUCUACAGCGGGACUCCAGGCUCCGUCCCCUUGGUCCGGACUCAGACCUGUACCAGUACCAGAUUCAGAGCCAGGGACACGAGCUGGGGUCGAUAUCUCCCACCGUCUACAGCCUGCUCAGAUUAUGGCAGUCUGACCCCGCCUCUGGCCCCCUGUAUGUGUCUUCUGUGUCCAUCCCCCAACAAGACGUCCCAAAGACAGUCCAUGUCCACUGCUGCAUGUAUCUGCUCGAGCCCAUAGGCGACAAAAAGACCAGGCUCACCCACUUCUGCACCACCGAAUACAGGGGGCGAUCUUUGGACUGGCACGUCAAAGUGAGUGGACAUCUUUUGGCCAAUGAACUCUUGUCAAUACGAGACUCCUUUGAACAGUAAAUCUACAAUGAAAAUCUGUGAACCUGGAAACUACAUAUCAUUUCAUACCAUUCAUUUGAACUGCUCACUGUGCUGACUCUUUGGCAAAUCCAAAAUGGAGAAGUGACCUUGCAGUGGCUGAGAGUGUCCCAUAAUCCUUUGCUGUGAUGUCCCACUCUCGGCUUCGCUGAAAAGAACCAGAAAAUGUACUCGAUCAUCCUAUAAACUACAGAAUCCUUUGUCAACAUAGUUACCCUUGUCAAAUAUGAAGCAGAUCAUGGAAACGUUGCAUUUGAGUUUAGUUUUGCAUCUGAAUCAGACCUAUUGUGCUUGUGUCUGCUAUGUAGCUAUAAUCUAUGACACCGGUGCAUCUUUAUGUUUAUAAUUUGCACAUUUUAAAUCGCCAUAUUCAUCUAAAACGACUUAAUAAAAGAAAUAAAUCCGCUAUCUUCCACAUUUGAAAACUGUGGUGCCCAACGGGAGCUGACGUCACCGUAAAAGUAAUUGAUGGAGAUGUCAGCACCAGAUUGUUUUUCAUUCGUACCAAAAUUAUUACUCUGCUGAAUCCUACAUAUAAAAUCAGAAAUUGAAGUAAAUACAGAGCAGUGAACAUGUGCCGAUGGCAGUGAUAAAGGGUGAAUGAGGAGGGGAAACGGCUAUAACAUGGUUAAUAGGUCUGCUUUAAGCUACCGAUAUCUAGUCAAGUUCCUCAUCUUGGCCAAUUUCCUUCUUUAUUACAGCCAAUGUAGAAUGGUUACAAGUAGUAGUAGAGUAAAGAUUGCUCAUGAUAAAAAAAGGACAUGUUUUGUGUAUUUUUGAAGCAACAUUUCUAACAUUAAAACAUAUCAAAAUCUCUCAAAUGUAUCACACAAAACCUCUCUUCAAAUUAAAACUGAAGCUAUAUUGUAAAAGUUAUGUAAAUACCGUAUUUUCCGGACUAUAAGUCGCUCCGGAGUCGCACCAGCCAAAAAAUGCACAAUGAAGAAGAAAAAACAUUUAUUAGUCGCACUUUUUGGGGAAAUGUAUUUCAUAAAAUCAGAGACCAGGAACUGAUAUUUCAUCUUGAAAGGCAAGUUAUAGUAACAAUAGAACAGAGAAAAACAGGCUGAAUAGGUGUUAAUAUGUUAACGUAACAUAUUAACAGUUCUUCAGAUAAUUAUAGCAUAAACAACAUAACAUAAGUUUACCAAACUCUGCGUCGCUUCCUCUUCUGCAUAGCUGUUGUCAGACUCAGUAUCAGUUCCAUUUAGAAUUAUUCCAGCCUUUCUGAAUCCUGACAGGAUGGUUUCGGUGUCAAUGAAGUUCAGGCUUUGUCCAAUGACUUCCAGGAAAGUUGCAUAACGCAUCCUCCCAGUUACCAUGAAGCUGUGUUCUCCUUUCCCGCUUUCCGCCAGUCCCUCACAAGUUUCUCGCUCACUCCAAACUUUCUUUCUGCUGCUCGAUUACCGUUUUCAUCUGAAUAUUUCACUCCGUGCAGCAAGACAGUGGCUCUUUCUGCAGGAGACAUGUGCAGUAGAACCAGUGAAGUGACAGUGGUACAAGAGUAAUAGUAGUAGCAGAUACUGACACACAAGCGUAGAGCCUCUCGUGGCUGUCAGUCUGAAAAUUUUAAUAUAUGUCGCACCGGAGUAUAAAUUGCAGGACCACACAAACCAUAUAGUCAGAAAUAUACGGUAAACCAUGGGAAAGUUCACAAAAAGAAAAAACAUAAAAAUAGCUAAGUUUUUUGUUGUUGUUGUUGUUGUUUUUUAUUGGCCUGGACAUUGAUGAAUUAGUCAGAGACCAAAAUGAAACCAUGAUCAUGUUUCUAAACUCUUGUAUAUUUUGUAGAUAAAGUCUGUAAAAACACUCAAUAUUUGUGAAUGUAAAUGUGUGGAACAUAUCUGAUUAUUUGUGCUCAAAGAGGAUUUAUUAAAGGUUUGCUGAUCCUAA